Molecule: messenger RNA, 1552 nt
Organism: Oryzias latipes (Japanese medaka)
Lineage: Eukaryota; Metazoa; Chordata; Actinopteri; Beloniformes; Adrianichthyidae
Gene: atp6v1c2
Product: ATPase H+ transporting V1 subunit C2
Biological process (GO): proton transmembrane transport
Cellular component (GO): lysosomal membrane; vacuolar proton-transporting V-type ATPase, V1 domain
Molecular function (GO): proton-transporting ATPase activity, rotational mechanism
Source: RefSeq, a predicted model, not a curated record
UAAUGUCUGCUUUUCUGGAGAGGACUUCUGACUGAAAGUCUCUUUAUGAAGCACCACAUGUCAUGGCAGACUUUUGGUUGAUUUCUGUCCCUUUGGACAAGACUACUUCAGCAAGUGUGGAGAAACUCAAGCGUGCCAUCACCAAAGCCCAGCUGUGCUCAAACUGGAAGUUUUCCAUUCCAGAUCUCAAGGUGGGAGUCCUUGACAGUCUGCUAAGUGUGUCGGACAAUUUCUCCAAACUUGACACUCUGACUGAAAGUGUGAUAAAAAAAACAUGCCAGUGUAUGAAUGAAGUGAUGGAACCAUCAGAAGACAAAGUCCAUCCAAACAUCUUGGUCAAUGGAGAGCCCAGCAGAAAUCAGAGUAACGUCCCAGCUCAGCUAAAAGCUUACCUCACAUCUCUCAGGGUUAACAUGAUGAAGUAUGUGACCAAGUUUCAGUGGGACACAGCCAAGUACCCCCCUGCUUUGCCUCUCUCCAGCCUGGUAGACAUCAUCGGCAAGGAAGUUCUGCAAGCGGAGACUGAGUUCAAAUCCCACGCUUCAGCAUACAACAGCCUGAAAGCAAACCUUGAACACAAGCUCAAUGAGAAACUGCAAACUCGUAGUCUUCAUGGAAUUGUGAGCGAAGACGACUUUGUGGUCUCAGAGUACCUCACCACUCUGCUGGUAGUGGUGAGCAGAGACAGGUACUUGCAGUGGGAGAGGAGUUAUGAAUCCUUGUCACUGUUGGUUGUCCCGCGGUCUAGCAGGAAACUGUUUGAGGAUGGAGAAGGGGCAGUCUUCUCAGUGACACUCUUUAAAAGAGUUGUGUGUGAAUUCAAAGCCAAAGCUCAGGAGAGCAAGUUCAUUGUGCGUGAGUAUUGCUUUGAUCAAGAGGCGAGGGAACAGCAGGAGAUCAGGGAGUAUACUAUUCUCAAAAGAGAGAAAUACGAAAUCUUUGUCCGCUGGCUGAUGGUGAAUUUCAGUCAGCUGUUCAUUGCAUGGAUUCAUUUGAAAGCAAUAGGAGUGUUUGUAGAAUCAGUCCUAAGGUAUGGAUUACCCGUCAAUUAUCAGGCCCUUCUGCUGCAAACUGACAAGAAGCACUCCAAGAAGCUGAGAGACACUCUUUCCUCACUUUUUAAGCAUCUGGACCCAACUGCCAGUCUGAAAGAUGUGAGUUGUGAUAUCCCAGGACUCUGCCAGGAGGAGUAUUCUUCUUACAUCUGCUUCCCCAUCAACACCAGCAUGCUGUAGACCUCCUCCUCUCUUUUUAAUUCACAAAGUGUUGGGCACAAAGAGACAAAUAAAAUGUAAUUCAUCACAUCAUAAUCAUAAUAUUUCUUUAGUGCUUGGUAUUUUCAAGACUUAUUGUGACCCACAAGUAGGUUUUUAAAUAAUUGUAAAUCGCCCUACACAUCAGAUGGAUCGAAGUGAUGUUUUCCACCUCUGCAGAGGAAUUGUACAUCCAUCUAAUUAAGUCAAAAAUAAUGUUGUAUGUAAAGUAUAAUUACAAUGUUCUUUUUGGGUGUCUGCUGUUGGUCGUCAAAUAAUAAAACAGCUUCUAAUUAUAA